AUGGCAGAGCGAUGGCGCCCUGAGCUGCAUACCUUCCACUUUCCCGAGGGUGAAAUGACGAUCACCCUCAAAGAUGUUGCCAUCCUCACCGGGCUCCCGAUCACCGGAGAUGCCAUCAUCGACAGCUCGAGAAAACCAGAAGAUGGUUGGGGGCCAUUGAUUCAGGAACGUCUGGGGUUCAACAUGCCGACCACCACGCCCGUCGAAGGUCAGGGGCAUCCACCACUGAAUGCGGGGAAAGUAUCGAUCCCGUGGCUUGUUGACCACAUCCAGAUGGAGAUCACCAUUGAUGUUAAGAUGGUGCUUCAACAGUUGGUUUCUGGUGCGACACUCGAUGCUACAGAGCUUGAACCAAGACCAGGCGGGCAGCUUCUCUGUUUGAGCCCUCAGUUCUCAUCUGAUUCAAUCGCUCUCAGUCUCUCUCUCUACCGUGUGUUGGUUGCUGAGAAAGGAAAAGAAAGAAUGGGGAUUCGGUUCAUUUUGAUGGUGAACAAGAAAGGCCAGACUCGUCUUGCCCAGUACUACGAAUGGCUCACUCUCGAGGAACGCCGAGCCCUAGAAGGCGAAAUCGUCCGUAAGUGCCUCGCCCGCAACGAGCAGCAGGUUUCUCUCUACCUCUACCCACUUUCUCCCGAUCAUGAUUUCCCUCGAAAUCUUCGAUCCUAG
Linum tenue is the source of this 666-nucleotide messenger RNA. The record is from the annotation of a GenBank genome assembly. Lineage: Eukaryota; Viridiplantae; Streptophyta; Magnoliopsida; Malpighiales; Linaceae.